Anguilla rostrata (American eel) is the source of this 1332-nucleotide messenger RNA. RefSeq lists its product as uncharacterized. Bases 29 to 952 code for a protein of 307 amino acids. Lineage: Eukaryota; Metazoa; Chordata; Actinopteri; Anguilliformes; Anguillidae. The transcript has 10 exons. The record is from RefSeq and is a predicted model, not a curated record.
CUGACGCGCUCGCCUGCAGUGCCUGGCCAUGGAAGGGGCUGUUCUGGUGUGGUUGCUCUGCCUGCAGGGCAGCCUGCUCGUGAAUACCCUCAACUGUGCGGACAAAGGGACGUCGGGACAGAUGGAGGAGUAUAGGAGGGAGUGUGUGGGUGGUGAUGCCACCAGAGCACUGCCAGCUGAACUCACGGAACGAAAGUCACUGGCACCACCUGGAGCACUUUGGGAGCCUGGUCUUGCACAGCUGGCGAAAAGGGUGAGACGACAGACAGACCCUAAAAAGAGGAGGAGGCCACCCGGAGCCUUCUCUGUCCUCGGAAUCACAUUUGAUCCAAAGCCGACAGAGAAACCACCACCCUCCAGGUCAAAGAGACAGUUGGAGAGAGAAAGGGACCGGCCCAAAAAACUCCACUACCCAGGCAGCACAUCUGUAACAGGACAGCCGAUGCGUCUAAUGCUGACGGAGAGAUCGCCGAGGCAGCUGCCAGCCAUGAAGACGAAGCCCAGACGCAAGCCCCGCGUCGGCUCCUUCUCUCUCCUGAGCCACAAACAGCCCAAAUCCCUGCAGGUUACAAGAGUGAGGAGACAACUUCAAAAUGACAAGACGAAGAGGAAGAAGAAAAGGCCAGGGCAAUAUUCUGCCUUGGGUGGCAGUCUUCCUCCAUUGGAGGUUACAAGAGUGAGGAGACAACUUCAAAAUGACAAGACGAAGAAGAAGAAGGAUAAAAGGCCAGGGUUGCAUUCUCCCUUGGGUGGCAGUCUUCCUCCAUUGGAGGUUACAAGAGUGAGGAGACAACUUCAAAAUGACAAGACAAAGAAGAAGAAGAAUAAAAGGCCAGGGCUGCAUUCUGCCUUGGGUCGCAUUCGUCCUACAUUGGAGACAAAGAGUCAAGAGAAACUUACAACCAAAGAAGAAAAAUGUGAAGAAAAUUGUUUGUUCUUGAAUGCACCAUAAACCUUUCCGAGGAAUAUGGCAAUGGAAGGAGGCAUAUGAGUCUUUAGAGACAAUGUUUCAUGAGCUUUGCAACUUACAAAGUUAAAAACAUGCCUGUGCCACACAUAUUCAACAUUUAUUAUGUAUGUACACAAGAAGAAAAUACAGUAUCAGCAGAAAUUUAGUACAUUUGUAAUUACUUCAAUCAAAAGCUCGUCACAAUUAAUAUGUAAUUACUCAUUGCCAGUAACACUCAUAUACCUAUAUUGUCUCAUAAACUUUCAUAUUCUGAGUCUUCCACAAUCAAUGGGAUAUAAUAUUAUCGUGUUUGUAAUAAGCCUUUCUUUUUAAGAAGCACACUAACUUAAAAUAACUAUGUAUUAAAUAUUCUGCAUAUUUCA